Orbicella faveolata is the source of this 4066-nucleotide messenger RNA. RefSeq lists its product as uncharacterized. NCBI's taxonomy places the organism in Eukaryota, Metazoa, Cnidaria, Anthozoa, Scleractinia, Merulinidae. The record is from RefSeq and is a predicted model, not a curated record.
AUCCUCGAAGUGUUGUGCAAUCAAAGAAACCGAAGCCAAUUUUCUCAGUUAUCAUGCAACAAUUGUUUUGACCCCAUGGCAUGAAAUUCGUAGACAAUUAGUUUCUUAGUCUGGAUUUCAGUUCUUUUGACUGAUAGUUUAUUUAACGACCCUUGCACAGAAAUGCCAAGGGAAAUUUUCUUAGAUGUUCUCUUACAUCAGAACUAUUCGCUCCGAAGUGUUAUCAAGAGUUCAUUAAGCCCUUUUCGAGCUAAUAAUGCAAAUGCAAAUAAUUCAAUGAGGUCCAAGUUAAUUGUGUUCAAGCCAAAAUUGACAGAUUAUUUGUUUUUGACAAUCUGGCCAUGACUUGCAUUGUUACCCAGCAACAGUUCAGUACAGUGAAAAGUCGCACAUACCGUGACAAUAAAAUACUUCGCAAUCUGUUCUCCACUUUCGCCGUGUUAUGGCUUACAAAGCAAGCCGUUUAUGUACGUUACAAGACGUACAGGACAUAUGGAGGCCUUGUACUUCCCAAGUGGAUGGUUUGCAAAAGUUUAACCUCAACACUGUCACAGUAGCCUUCGAUAGCAACAAGAUCAACCAAGUUCCACACAGCCCUCCCAAGUGUAUUCCAGUGGAGCAGCUUGGAACAUUUGAGGGAGAGGCUUCAAAAAUGGAUUGUAGUACUCCAAUGACAGCAGUAAGUGACAUUCGUCAAAACGUCAGCGCCUACCGUGGUUACGUGACAUCAUCUAACACAUGCGCAGUAGACGACACUCGAUCCGUCCACUCAAACUCAGAGGGUUCACCUGACAGGGUUUCGCGGACAAAUAUCUUAUCGCGCAUGGCAAAAACUAAAGCAUCUUGGGUGGAAAACCAGAAGCCUCCUGAGAAUCUGCCGGAAGGAAAGAGUCCCAUACUCUGCAAGGGGAGGCCGCUUGGGAGUUCCUUACUGACACCAUACAUGGAAAACAAGUUGUUAACGGAUAGAGGUACGAAAGGGGUUCGCUACGGAAAGAAAUUUGAUCUAUUGCCGAUUUCGAAAUAUUUGACACAGUACCGGCACGAGAGUAAGUUUCGGAACGAAAAAAACUUGCCCCUUGUUCGAAUAAGUUCUUAUCACACAAUGUGUGGCUGCUUGGACGGUUUUGGAUCCUGGGAUUGCUCAGACGGGGAAGAGCAAGAUGACAAGCAAACAGCAACCUUCUUUACCACAAAGGACGUAUUCAGACCUUUCCACUCGAGGUUGUCACCCACGAAGGGUGAAGCCUUAUAUGUUGAGCCUGUACAGGGCAAGUUAAACACUGGCUUUAUAGAUGACAUCAGAUUGCCAAGACUUCAAGACAGCAGCGGAAAUGAAACCUUUUUCACUGAACCAAACAGACACUACAGAGUGAGCCAGAGCAGAUUUAAAACAAGGAGAAAUGUUUCUUUUCCUGUUAUAGUCAAUUAAGAUCAGGGACGCCCUCUUGUCUAAUAUCGCUGUACGACAGCAAAAACCGUGUUUUCAGAAGAAAACUGAGAGUGAUUUGAAGCAGGUAGCUUGUGAACGAUCCGUGAAAUACUUCCUGUGUUUUCAUUGGUCAUAAAGGAACAAGGAGAAGUUAGGUGAGUCCAAACGGCAGCCAGGGAAGGUGGUAAGGUAAGGCUGGAAGAGGCCCUCGAGACUCCCUUCAGAAACGGCUCAAGAGUGAAUUCGGCAUCGCACCAGACUUUGUCUUUAAUGAAACAGCUGAAUGAAAUGUCUUGUUUUAUUUACCAAAUAAAUAAGCCAAGUGCACAAACUCGAAGACAUCAUGUUGUCACGCUUUUCAGAUCGAAAGCCUGAAAAUGGCAGAGAGUGUAACCUAAGUGAUUAUGCAAUCAAAGUUGUUAAAUAUUGAAUACACUUGAAUACAAUUCCAUCAGUUUGGUGUUGUUUACUUUCAGCAGGCCCUUUACUAGGUAUUUCCGUGGACCAUAAAAGCUGCUUUCUUGGCAAAUCAAGUUCUAAAAAAAGUUUCAGUUGAUCAUUCAUUUGACCGCAAAUGCACGCUUGUGAAAAUGAUUACUGUUGCCAUAGUUAUUGCGAAAUCUAAUGGAUUUGUAAAUUACAUCGUAGGCCUUAUGCGUAUGGCUAACCAGAAAAAUGAACAUGCAUAUGAGAAAGCGCUUGAUCUCAUAAAAUCUGCGCAUGACACGAGUAGGCAGACGCAACACAUGUUAUUAGACUGGUUGAAGUUAGCUUAAAAUACUAAAUAACAAAAGGUAGCACUAUGCUCAGUUUACAAUAAUGACUAGCAAUCGUGGCCAACUGCAAGUGGGCUAUUCGGAAAAUAGAAAGACUUCCGUAUUUCCAUUGGGACAUCGAUACACGAUUGCGAUUUUGGGGGAAAGAUAAAAGCCAUGCAAACACACAGUUUUUCCAAUGGUGUCGAUUUGUAGCCCUACCAAUUCAAGAAAAAUAGAACGUGGCCGUUACUUCAGUGAGGUAACGAAGGUAAGGGUAGUGCGCAGUAUUAUUUCUUUUUUGGGGGGUAGCAGGUGAAAUUCGCAGUAGGAACCGUUGACUUUAUACACAACAAACUGCUUCCAUUACGUUGGAUGUUUUGUACAUCUAUAUGGAUGAAUACCGCAACAGAAGAUCAUACAGAUAUUACGACAGGUUCAGAGUUUGCACACACCCUUUUAGAAAACGAAAUCAAUCAAAAAGGCAAAACAAAUACUGCACGAUACUCUCGUUGUCUAUGUUCAGUUUCUCAUAUUUUUAAAUACACCACAAUGAAUUAUGAAAAGGAGUCCAGUUAUAGUGCAAACCCUUUUAAAAAAAUGUUCUCUGCACGCAAAACAUCUUCACUGAGAUGAUUCAGCUGCACCGCUCUUUCUAUCGGAUGCCGAACGACAUUGUAUUCUGAGUGACGGGCCAUUAUUUUUUUUUUGAGGAGGGUGCGGGAGUGGGUGGCGAUUUUUUGGACACGAUUUUUUUUCGCACGUUUAGGUUACGCAUGAUUUUUUGGUUGGCAAAACCUUGCAUACAACUUGAAAUUUGAUUUGAAUAAUCAGGAUUAAGUAGGGGAAAAAACUGUACUCUCCUGACGUCAAACGCUUGUUAACGGGAAAGGCAUUGAAGUCAGACAUCUAUUCUCACUGGUGACAGCAUUCACGACUCUGAAAAGGAUUUAUAAUUCCAAACGUCAUGUCAGAUUGUAAAAAGUGAAAGAAACGGAUCAUUUUGUGUCUCCAAGCUUUUAAUUUGGCGCCGAAAUUGGGUCUGUCGUGUUGGGCAACUCGCUCUUCGAUCGCUGUCGCCAGGUAGGAUAAAAGUUGUGUCAUUUUGAAAAAAAUAUGUCAAAUUAAACCCAGAAUGCUCGAGUUAAGCAUUAGAAGUAGCCAAGGCAGCUUAGAAAUGUCUAUAUUUUUUGUUAGUUGCGAAGAAGAAGACUAUUAUCGUGUCGUUUCGGUAGGACAGCUCGGCUUGGGCUGUCGCUUGUAAUGCGAGCACAGUCACCGUAUGCAAGAAUCGUUUUUAAGUCAAAAACGGUACCUGGAUAGUAGGAAGCAAUUGUUCAACUAUUUUUCCUCUGGCUCCCCUUGCACGAUUUUUUUCAGCAGUUUUUGCCGUGCAGGAUAUUUUUUUGGAAAUUGCCCAACUCCUCCGCUCCAAAAAAAUAAUGGUCUAUCCCUAAGACCUUGCAAGAUUUGAUAGUUGACUUCGCCAGUGGCAUGACCUCUUGUACUAGAUUUUGCAAGACCUCUGUGCGGCAAAUUUACUGCCCAGUUCAGUACUUUAUAUCUGGUUAUAUAGUGACUCUUUGGAUAACCGACUCGGCCCCGCAUUCUUUUUUCAUGAUGUCUGCGUGUUUUCUACAAUCGAGUUCUUUAUGUCGGACUUUAUUCUGCGAACAGAAACGCCGCAUCGAAGUCAACCACUUUUAGAGCCGGCAGUUGAUUUGUAGCGCAUACAUACAUACAUACAUACAUACAUAUAUUUUUGAUGAGGCAGGUCUGCGUCUGGCAACCCAGGGGGCUGGUGUGGACCUGCCAUAAAAUAUAUACCUAAAAACUAAAAUCUAAAAUUAUUAAAAUACAUCCUUAGGAUUCAAAAGCU